AUGGUUGGCAUGUUCGCCUCAUUUCUAUUUUUUGUCAUCUCGAUGAGCGACGAGGAGGAGGACGACCUUGGCAUCAAGCCGGGCACCGUCAUCGACUCCAGCAAAGCAAACUAUGUCGUCAUCAAGCUACUCGGAGAAGGUGGUUUUGGAGCUGUGUACAAAGUACAUGAUCAAAAGGAUGAGACAAAAAUCUACGCUAUGAAAGUUGAGAAAAAACUGGAAACCAGAAGACACUCAAAAUUGAAAAUGGAAAUAGCAAUCCUCAAGCUCGUUUCGAGUGAGCGAAAACAAUCUCACUUCACCGCCAUAAUAGAUCGUGGAAAAAAGGAAACGUUUUUCUUCCUUGUGAUGGAGUUAGUUGGAAAAAGUCUGUCAGAUCUCAAAGCAAAAAGACCCAAUAAGGUAUUCUCAGUGUCUACCGGAAUGGGAGUUGGAAUACAAUGCUUGGAAGCGUGCCAAGAUUUGCACAAGUACGGUUUUAUACAUCGGGAUUUGAAGCCGGCCAAUUAUGCUUGCGGUUUGGGCGACAAGAAGAGAAUCAUCUACAUUCUUGACUUUGGCAUUGCUCGUAAGAUCACAAAUUUGAAAGGAGAGCUGAAAACUCCACGCAUGUCAGUUCGUUUCAAGGGCACAAUAAGAUUUGCCUCCCUGUCUUGUCACAGAAACUCCGAAAUGGGACCAAAGGACGAUUGCGAAUCCUGGUUCUACUUACUUCUGGACAUAGCCGUACCAAGAGGUAUUAUAUGGAGAUCAGUUGCUGAUAAGAAUCAAGUCCUCAAAAUCAAAGAGCAGUUGCGGACGGAGAAGAGGGAGGUUGCUCUGGGUAGUAUGAAAUGUAAAGCAGAACUUGGUAAAGUGCUCGAUUACAUUGAUAGUCUCAAGUACCAUGAUCAUGUCGAUUAUGACUUUAUAUACAAAAUGCUUACGGAGGCUGCAAAGAUUGAAGGAGGAGAUAUCAAUGAACCGUACGAUUGGGAAAGACCAGAGGCAACAAGCUCAUUGGCUUCGGUAAACACCCAACAACAGUCUCUUCGUCAUUGA
Messenger RNA from Cylicocyclus nassatus, 1041 nucleotides. NCBI's taxonomy places the organism in Eukaryota, Metazoa, Nematoda, Chromadorea, Rhabditida, Strongylidae. The record is from the annotation of a GenBank genome assembly.